Messenger RNA from Andrographis paniculata, 1962 nucleotides. RefSeq lists its product as uncharacterized. Bases 94 to 1428 code for a protein of 444 amino acids. The record is from RefSeq and is a predicted model, not a curated record. Lineage: Eukaryota; Viridiplantae; Streptophyta; Magnoliopsida; Lamiales; Acanthaceae. The transcript has 3 exons.
AUGAAGAACAGCAUCAUUUUGUUAAGCGGCGGGUGCGGAAUUUUAAUAUUAAGAAUUAAGAGGGCGUGAUACCCAAAACGACGCCGUUUGAUCAUGUCGUGGCUGGCUCGCUCAAUCGCCGACGGUCUCCGCCUCCAAGAGGAUGCGGCGGAUGACGGUGAGGGGAAGGAUAAUACUAAUCGUAGCGAUCCGGAAGGUGCUAUUCAACCUCAAAUUCCUCACCACCGGUUCCCGCCGGAGGAGGAUCGGCGGCGAGAUAGACCAUUCGAUGAACAAGAUCGUUUUCUGUCUAUUAGUGAAGGGGAUGCGACCGAUGAUGAUGGCCAAGAGCGUGGAGUGAGAGACGAUCUAUCGGAAUUCAGAGACAAUGUCGCGCGUCGAAUCUGGGGCGUUGCCUCGUUUCUCGCUCCACCGCCACCGUCCCCUCCUCCCGUGACGUUCACCAGGGAAUCUGAUUCGGUACGCGCGGAAUCAGACGAUGAACAGCCUGAGUCCGAUGAUGAUCCCGAGGAGGAUAAUGAGGAAUUGGUGGAGUACGAACCGCGAGGGUUUGGUCAAAUUGAGGAGUUGACGAAUUUCUCGCCGCCGGAGGAUUAUUAUACUCGUAUUUUGGAUGAGGCGAUUGGAAUCACGGAUGAAGUGCUGGCUUUUGCAAGGAAUAUUGCCCAUCAUCCUGAGACAUGGUUGGAUUUCCCUAUAGAGGAAGAGGAAUUUGAUGAUUUCCAUGUAACAGACACCCAGUACAAACAUGUGUUGGCUAUCGAACAUCUAGCACCAAGAUUAGCUGCUCUUAGAAUCGAAUUUUGUCCAGUCCAUAUGAGUGGAGCCUACUUUUGGAUGGUCUAUUUUGUGCUUCUGCAUUCAAGGUUAAAUAAGCAAGAUGCUGACCUGCUGUCUUCUCCACAGAUUGUGCGAGCAAGGGAAAUGUGGAUGCAAGAGCUACAUAAACAAACCAAAGGAGAAUCAUAUUGGUCUGGGACGACUUCUUUCAACUGUAAAGAAAAUGCAUAUUCACCACUUGAUAAAUUUAUGAUGUUCUCUGACCAAAACGAGCAAAAUGUGUCGGAUCAAGUCUGUGCCACCGAGUCUUCGUCCAACCAAACGACAACUGAAGAUGAGAUUGAGAAGCCAGUGGUCAAUGAAAUCGAGUUCAUCGACAAAUCAGUUAUCAGUGAGGAUCCAUCCCCUAAACUUCAGGAUAAGGAAAUGGUUGCCAGUUCAUCCUUCGUGAUACCAGUGCAGGAUGAUAAUGAUGACGACGGAUGGGUAACAGACGACUCUGACUUAAUCGGUUUCUCUGGCCCCUCAGUUGCUGUAAACGAAGAAGACAUAUCAUUCAGUGAUCUGGAGAAUGAUUUGGAUUAUUCCACCAUGCCCAUUAAGUCCAAAUCAGCUUCCACGGAAGACAAUAAAACAACCAAAACAUAAGUAGGCUCGCUUCCACAUGGGCAAUGCCCCAAGGGAAUUCGAUUCUGCAGGUCAAGUUUUUGAUCCUCCUACCCAUUGAGUGCAAUAUUUGCCAGCCCUUACGCUUGCGGGCUACUCAUCCAUCCAUCAGGUUUGCAAGAUUGGAAGCAUCGCGAGUUGCAUCUCACAAUUCUUCAAUGUCUCUGGUAAGAUGCGCCGCUAGAGUUUUGGUUUGGUAAUGUCUGAUAUGAAGAAUUACUGUUUUGUCUGAUUUAGUGUUGAAGUUCAUAGAAGUUCCUGUGGAGGAACUCCUUGUUGUUUCAAUUCUUUUCCCCUCCACUUUGGUCAUUGGCUUGUGUUAAUAGAAACUUCUCUGUUCGGAUCCUUUUCGGUUUCGAUCGAGAAGGGGGGCAACUCAAAUGUAAUAAAGAAAGCUUGCCUGUAGUGUUUUGUACAUACAUACAUACAUACAUACUUAUUAUGGUUUUGCUUGCUUGAUUUGCUUUCUUCCUUGAAUGAGUUCUUCUGUUUUGUUGAUAAGAUUUUGCUUUUCUA